AUGGCCUACCUUGGAUGCUAUGCGGCAAAGGAUUCUGGGGGCACCAGCGGUCCUACAUAUGAGAAUGGUUUCCGCAAGGUGAUGGAAACUCUGCAGCCAGCUGUUGCACACUUUGAGAACGUCAAAGCAAUAGCAGAAGCCACAAAGGAUCCCAACACAGGCAAACCCACGGUCGUGAAGAAGGACAUGGAGGCUUUAGGCUAUACCUUCGCUCACACAAUCUUGGACUCGCAAGAAUUCUUAUUGCCUCAACGACGCAAUCGUGUUUGGGGCCUGGCCUUGCUGAACACCGGAGAAUACGACCAGACCUUUGGGCAGAAGUACAAAGAUUGCCUGGCGUCCCUCCGUUCCACAUUUCAGUUCCCAUUGGCCGUGAAUUUUGAUGAGGACUCACCGAUGCAACACCCGAAGGCAGGAAGACACGAGACACUGGUCAAGGAUGCUAAGCAAUCGGAAACCGGUGACGAUAUUUAUGUCGAUUGCAGCUCAAGUUUGGAAAGAUGCGCAAAGGCGGCAAGAGUGCUCCCUUGCGUCACACCAAGUCAUCCAGUUUACUCAACCAAGCUGCAGCGCUACAUGAACAACCGAGACUUCAUGCAAGCUCAGGGAUGGUGGGAAACUUGCUUCUGUGAUGAUGUCUAUGCCCAGAUGCUUCAAAAACUUGGACAAGACUUAGCAGGCAAUGGGUUUUCAAGUACGGUGUGUCAGGCAGCAACCCUUGCUGGCAUGGUAGUCGGAGUGCCAAGCUGGAUGACCGUGGGGGCCCAGGUUCAGUCACCUCAGCAGGCUGCCAACGCCGUGGCGGAGUCUGAUGAGCCCGCCACGCAGCGUGGAGUGAAACGUAGGCUUCGACAGAAACAGGCAGCACCUGCAUAUGAUCCCUGGACGCCCGAGGACAACAAGAAGGUGAAGAAGAAACGCAUUUGGCAGCGCAAGGUGUCAGGGAUUGAUUCACGAAAGAGAAGCAGUGGCAAAAAGGAUGUAGUUCGACUUGGAGAUUUGUUCCCAAAGCAUGCAAUGAGGAUGCAGGCGUAUGACCAAGCGAAAGCCGAUCCCAGCAUCGAAAAACCGUGCCAACAUGUUGAAAAUCUUCGUUUGCCCGGCUACUUCCGAUGCUGCUUCUACAAGUGGAAAAAGGCAAGGGCCCAACAGAAGUGGCCAGUGCUCUGUGCCGUUUGCCCGAAAGUGGCAAAAAAGUACAAAGAACUGCCAAACACUCUCCGCAAGCUGCUGGGUCACCAGCUCAAAUUCAACCGGCGUGGUCAGGGAGCUUGCCAAAACGUCACAACCUUCCUGCCGAAGGCCUUUGAGGACGCAGUGGUGGAAAGUAUUGCAGAGCGCAUAGAGAUGUGCGAAGAAGUUACCUAUCGGUACGUUGCGUCUGUCUUGGACGAGGGGAUUCAGCAAUGGAACCAUGCUGUAGCACGAUUCAAUGAGUUUGCAUCCAGUCCGGAGCAAAUGCUUGCCCACUUGGACUCCCAAGAAGGAUUGGACAUUGAAGACGAGAAGGCAGUGGUGGAAAGUUUGAACAAGCUUCAUACCAAGGCAGCUGGGUGUCUCUUCCAUAUUAGCUUGAAGCGCUCCAGCACAUCGUUCAUGAACCUCGCUCUGACAUACUGGGUAAAGAGUUCUUUUUGGCAGAUUUGCUGA
This is a messenger RNA of Cladocopium goreaui, 1650 nucleotides long. Lineage: Eukaryota; Dinophyceae; Suessiales; Symbiodiniaceae. The record is from the annotation of a GenBank genome assembly.